AACUGCAUCUGUUGGAUCGUUAUGAGCGUAUUUGUUAAAAGCGAGACCAAACACACAUCUGGCACACAUAGACCCAUUUGUUUUCGCUGCAUGUGUGGCGUAUAGCCCAUCCACGAAGUUUUCUUAACAUGUUUCAACACCUUUUGCGCACAGCCUCCGGCUGUAAAAGUUUGUUGGGGAGAAGACUUGUUACAGUUGCACUUCUUGUGUACCUGGUGGGUACUGUCUUGCCACUCGGGGCAGCUAGUUCCCCCGAUAUCAGCGCCAGGGAUGCCAACAGUGACCCCAACCAGCAUGACGCCGGCCAGGACCAACACGACCAUGGCCACCACAACUCGUCUGGAGGAGGCGGGAAGGCCUUCCCCGUGCUCUCUUUCGACUUCGAGCGCAUUAAGAUGCCCUUUGAGAUAUCCCUAUGGGUACUAUUGGCUUCCUUGAUGAAGUUGGGUUUCCACCUGACUCCACGUAUCUCCAACAUCGUGCCGGAGAGCUGUCUGCUGAUCGUGGUGGGCCUCCUGGUGGGCGGGCUCAUCAAGGUGGUGGGCCAGACUCCGCCCGUAUUGGACAGCGAGCUCUUCUUCCUGUGCCUGCUGCCGCCAAUCAUCCUGGAUGCGGGCUACUUCCUGCCCAUCCGCCCAUUCACAGAGAACCUGGGCACCAUCCUCAUUUUCGCCGUGGUGGGCACGCUAUGGAACACCUUCUUCAUCGGAGGACUGCUGUAUGGCAUAUGCCAACUUGAACAGACGCACCUGGGCCAGGUAGACCUGUUGGCGUGUCUGCUCUUCGCCUCCAUCAUCUCGGCUGUGGACCCGGUGGCCGUGUUGGCUGUCUUUGAGGAGAUACACAUCAACGAGCUGCUGCACAUCCUGGUGUUCGGGGAAUCACUGCUCAACGACGCUGUCACUGUGGUGCUUUACCACUUGUUUGAGGAGUUUGCCGGUAAGGGCCAGGUGACGGUAGUGGAUGUUCUGUUGGGCGUCGUGUGUUUCCUGGUGGUGGCACUAGGGGGCGUGAUGGUGGGGGCCAUCUACGGCAUCCUAGCAGCCUUCACCUCGCGCUUCACCUCGCACACCCGCGUCAUCGAGCCCCUCUUCGUCUUCCUCUACAGCUACAUGGCCUACCUGUCGGCCGAGGUCUUCCAUCUGUCCGGCAUCAUGGCGCUGAUAGCAUGCGGUGUGGUGAUGCGGCCAUACGUGGAGGCCAACAUAUCCCACAAGUCCCACACCACCAUUAAAUACUUCCUGAAGAUGUGGAGCAGCGUCAGCGACACCCUGAUAUUCAUAUUCCUGGGCGUGUCCACGGUUGCCGGGAACCACCACUGGAACUGGACCUUUGUCACUGCAACGGUCAUCCUGACUCUCGUGGCAAGGGUGCUUGGUGUGGUGGGCCUGACCUUUAUCAUCAACAAGUUCCGCAUCGUCAAGCUCACCACCAAGGACCAGUUCAUCAUCGCCUACGGUGGCCUGCGAGGCGCGAUCGCUUUCUCGCUGGGCUACCUGCUGGACCCAGUGCACUUCCCCAUGAGAGACAUGUUCCUCACCGCCAUCAUCACCGUCAUCUUCUUCACCGUGUUUGUGCAGGGCAUGACCAUUAGGCCCCUGGUGGAUCUACUGGCUGUGAAGAAGAAGCAAGAGACCAAACGCUCCAUCAACGAGGAGAUACACACACAGUUCCUGGACCACCUUCUGACUGGCAUAGAGGACAUUUGUGGGCAUUACGGACACCACCACUGGAAGGAUAAGAUGAACCGCUUCAAUAAGAAAUACGUGAAGAAGUGUUUGAUCGCGGGUGAGCGGUCGAAGGAGCCGCAGCUGAUCGCCUUCUACCACAAGAUGGAGAUGAAGCAGGCCAUAGAGCUGGUGGAGAGCGGCGGGGGCGUCAAGGCACCAGCAGCGAUGCCCUCUACCGUCUCCAUGCAGAACAUCCAGCCUAAGAAGCAGCCAGAGCGCGCUCUCCCCCAGCUGCCUAAAGGUCGAGAGGAGGAGAUCCGCCAGAUCCUGCGGACCAACCUGCAGAGGACACGCCAGAGGCUCCAGUCCUAUAACCGUCACACGCUGGUGGCGGACCCCUAUGAGGACCGCUGGAAGGAGAUCCUGAUGAAGAGGAAGAAGGUGAUUGAGCUGGAGAAUAAGAUCACCGCGAUGAGCAAUUACCUCACUGUGCCCGCCCCUGCUCCGGAUUCUCCCACCAUGUCCAGGGCCAGACUCACCUCUGACCCCCAGGCCUGGAGCAUCAAGCCAGAUGUGGACAAUGUUCCCGCUAUAAAGGUGGACCUGGCCUCCCCCCAGUCUCCUCCCGACACUAUCAACAUCACGGACGAGUUCGGCAAACGUUCCGCUGCGCCGCCCCCCACCACCGCUGAUGGAGAUGAAGACGGAGGCCUAGUGAUGAAGCCCCCGCCCCCCUCGCUGUCCGUCACCACGGCAACCUGGAAGAAAGGAGGAGGAGGAGAGGAGGGCAAAGAGGAGCCGCAGCAGAGACUGAUGCGGUGCCUCAGCGACCCGGGACCGAGCGGUGAGGAGGAGGAGGAGGACGAGCCGUUCUUACCAUGAAGAGGAGGAGGAGAUGGAAAGGAGGAAGAGGGGAAUGUAGCCCAUGAGGAGGAUGAAGAGGAGGAAAAGGAGUAGGGGGGUGAGGAAGAGGACUGGGGGGCGAGAGAGUUGUGGAAGGAGGAAGAGGUGGACUAAGGAGGAGAAUGAACCCCUCUUAUCAUGAGGACGCAGAAAGAGUACCAUGAGGAGGAAGACCUGGGGGAGGUUGAGGAGGAGGAGGAGGAGGAGGAGCAGGACGAGCCUCCCCAUCUGUGAAAAGAAGGAAGACAGGAGGGGAAAGA
Engraulis encrasicolus (European anchovy) is the source of this 2833-nucleotide messenger RNA. RefSeq names its product solute carrier family 9 member A1a (gene slc9a1a). The coding region runs from base 129 to 2552 and encodes 807 amino acids. The transcript is spliced from 13 exons. Gene Ontology annotation, cellular component: plasma membrane. Gene Ontology annotation, biological process: potassium ion transmembrane transport; regulation of intracellular pH; sodium ion import across plasma membrane. Lineage: Eukaryota; Metazoa; Chordata; Actinopteri; Clupeiformes; Engraulidae. Gene Ontology annotation, molecular function: potassium:proton antiporter activity; sodium:proton antiporter activity. The record is from RefSeq and is a predicted model, not a curated record.